UAAGAAAGCCGGCGCCACGCAUGUAUAGUGCAGUUACAGGUUAUCUCAGUUUUGCGAGAUUUUUUUUUAAAAAAAAAGUAAGUAACCCACGUGGCCUGUUAAGAUCGCCGCUGAUAGUCAGCGCUGGAGAAGCGGAUCGCACCAAUGCCGAAGUGCUGCACCGCGUUGCCUGCUCAAGGCAAAAGGGACUCAGUGUUUGCGUCAGUCUCCAUCUGAAGCACCAUCAUCCCGCUUUAGCAGACGCCGGGGGAGGCUGUACUGCGAAGAACCGUCCUGCAGGUGGAAUAGCGGCGCCCUCCUCUAGUACCAUGGCUGCUUUUCCAAGUCUCAACCUUAUUCUGUCGCUGCUCCCCCUUGUGGCAGCAGUGAAGAACUGCCACCCCGGGUGUCAUUGUGUGGUGGAGAGCUAUGGCCUAUUCAGCAGCUUCAGCCUGACCAAGGUGGACUGCAGUGGUGUGAAGCUAGGUACUGGCCCUCUUCCUAUCCCCCUGGACACGGCUUACCUGGACCUGUCCUCGGGCUCCCUGCGUACCGUCCACGGCUCCAUGCUGAGAGGACCUGGCUAUACCACCCUGGUGGGUCUGGACCUGAGCCACAAUCGCAUCUCAGAGGUGGACUAUGGGGCCUUCGCCCAGCUGCGGUACCUGGAGAGCCUAGACCUGAGCCACAACGGGCUGGAGGAGCUGGAGGAGGGCUGGCUCACCAGGCUCCCCUUGGCCGACGUGGACCUGAGCCACAACCGCCUUCGGAAGCUGCAGCUCGGCGCCUUGGCCACUGGCGCCCACGGCCGGCCCGUCAACGUGGACAUCUCGGACAACCUACUGACCACCGUCACCCGGGAUCCGCGGGCUGCCCCUCCCAACCUGCAGACCCUGAGCCUGGCGAGGAACCACCUGACGUCUGUGCCCAGUCUCCAUGGCGUCCCGCUCCGAUACUUGAACCUGGAUGGCAACCCGAUCUCCGCCAUCUCCCGGGGCUCCUUCAGCGGGCUCACAGACCUGGUCCACCUGUCCCUCGCUGGACUCCCUGCAUUGUUCGUCUUGCAUCCCCACAGCUUCGAGGACCUCAGAAGCCUGCAGGUCCUUGACCUGUCCAACAACACCAGGCUCGGGUCUCUGGACCCCGAGGUUCUUGUAGACCUGGUCUCUUUGCAGGAGCUCAACCUGUCCAACUCUGGAGUGACCACUUUGCCUGAGGACAUCUUGAAGCACUUGCCAAGCCUCAGGAGCUUAACGCUAAGUGGAAUUCGGUGCCAGAGGACUCACAGGCUGGGCUCGUUUCACCAGCACAUAGGAACCAUGAGUGGGGGGGAGAUGCUAACCUGUGACAACAUGGGUGUGGUUCUGUGAACCACCUUCAUCUGGAUGUCCUCCCCUUGUGGAGAAAAAAGUGGUCCAGUCCAACCGGAAGCGAUAGCAGAAUAUUUAUCGUUGUUCUAUUUUUCCUAGAACACGUUACUGAUUCUGUGACACACAGUUCCAGGAUGAUGAACGUUUGAAAAACAAAGUGAUUCCAUUUUAGGAAACUAUCAUCACUUAAACACGUGAGACAUAUUUAUGCAUUUGUAGAAAAUAAUUAAAAUUUGUAGAUGUUUGUAUUUAUUGUGUAAAAGGCAUUUAAAAGUAAAAAUAGCAUAGCCACACAAGGUCUUUGUUUCACACAGUGCCUCAUCUGUUGAACAAUGGAAACGGUUAUUAUAAUUUAAAACCGGUUGACAACAUGCAAUCAUUCCACUUGGUUUCACUUAAUUUUCAUCUAAGAGUUUUAAUUUGAUCUGCCUACAGGGGGCAGUCUCUAUGCUGAUUGUAAGAUGAGGAAGUACACCAGGAUGAUCUGUACCUUUUGGCUUUACAGAUUCAUCUAUCCUGCGGACUGGAUACCAGUCUUCUGCUUGCGUUCCAUGCAAUAAGCGCAAUGCUGUUGUUUGUUUAUCCAGUUGGUAAUUCAACACGUUUGAUUAUUUGAGCUGUAGGUGUAGUCAAGGCCAUCAACUUCAAGGACCAUCCGUUAUCAAUUGCAACUUGACACGUACUGCGGCUUCUAGACGUUGCACAUUUCCAAACGGAUGUAAAGUUGCCAGCAGUCUUUGCCGGCUUGGUAGAAAAUGUACAGUUUUGAAUAUGUUCAGAUGCUUCGCUUUGUCUAGCUGAGAAGAGGACAGCGUGGGGCGUCAGUCACCCUGCGAGCUCGUCGCAUUCUGAUCCAAAUGCAUCAGUCUGUGAUAACUGGCACGUCCAUAUCCGAGAAAUUCAAAUGAGACUUAACAAGGCUGUGACAUCAUUUAGAUACAGGAUGAUGUAAUGUUUACAGAUGUAACUUUGCAAAAUGGAUUCUAAUAUCUGUCCCCUAAGCAUGAGCAGUAAUAAGACAUCUCACCGUUUGAACAAAGCAGCGCAUCUGUGCAUUUUGUAUCAAAUAAUCCAAGAAGUAUGUUGUUAACGUUUUAAUGAUGUGGAUAUUUAAGGUGACUUUUCUCAAUAAAGCAGGUAAAAUUCUUUAA
Molecule: messenger RNA, 2500 nt
Organism: Paramormyrops kingsleyae
Lineage: Eukaryota; Metazoa; Chordata; Actinopteri; Osteoglossiformes; Mormyridae
Source: RefSeq, a predicted model, not a curated record